Messenger RNA from Gordionus sp. m RMFG-2023, 429 nucleotides. RefSeq lists its product as uncharacterized. Bases 1 to 429 code for a protein of 142 amino acids. The record is from RefSeq and is a predicted model, not a curated record. The transcript has a single exon. NCBI's taxonomy places the organism in Eukaryota, Metazoa, Nematomorpha, Gordioida, Chordodea, Parachordodidae.
AUGCAUGACCGCUCGCACGCUGUUAUUCGCUUAGGAAUUCAUUUACCUUUACAACAGCCAGUAUAUUUCACUGCUGGACAUGAAAGAGAUGCUUUAUUGAGAUCAGAAAAUAAACAUACUACUUUAACGGCAUGGUUUGAGUUAAAUAAGACAGAUCUAAAUACUAGACAAUAUCUUUAUGGGGAAAUACCUUAUCAUUAUGUGUUUACAAAUUACCAUUGGAAACUAAGAAAAAAACGAUUAAAUGUAAUUUCGAGAAUGUAUUCCGUUCAUCCUAAUUCUGGUGAACGAUUCUUCCUUCGAUUAUUAUUACUUCAUGUUUGCGGGGCUACAAGUUUUGAUUAUUUAAAAACUAUUAAUGGAAUUUUAAUGAGUACUUUUAAAGAGGCAGCUAUUAAAAGAAAUUUGUUAUCAGAUGAUAAAGAGUGA